CGUUUUAUUGUACCAACUAAUUAGAGCACUAAAUACUGACAAUAUAAAUAUUUUUAUUUUCAUCGAAAUUUUUACGAGAUAAACAUGGAAAGUUUGGCAAUAACUUAUCAAGAUCUAAUUAGCUACCUUAUUAAAACGAAGAGCUUAGUUCCAGAGUCUUUUUACUUGGAGCAAAAUGGUAAACGUUUGCAAAGUGACCCCACUGAAGAUGUUCCAGUAUACAUUCGUUUCCGUUUAUUGGGUGGAAAAGGUGGGUUUGGUUCCAUGCUUAGGGCCAUUGGAGCACAAAUUGAAAAAACUACCAACAGGGAAGCUUGCAGAGACCUUAGUGGACGAAGGCUUCGAGAUAUUAAUGAGGAGAAGCGACUAAAAGCCUGGUUAGACAAACAAGGUGAAAGGGAACGCGAGGCAGAAGAGAGAAAGAAACGUAAAAUUGAAAAACUAUUAGCUGUUCCCAAACAUGAGUUCAAAGAUAAGGAAUAUGAAGAGGCACGUUCAAAACUAACUGAGAAAGUUUGUGAUGCAGUAGAAGAGGGUUUUAAAAAGGCUGCAACGAGUGGUCCAAAAGACAAUUUAAAACGCAAACAUGAGCCAUCAACUUCCCAACAGGCAGCAGCCAAAGCAAAAGCAAAAAAACCAGCCCUAUGGAUCGAUGAUGAUCUAUCGGGAGACUCCGAAGACAGCUCAGAUGAUGGCGACAAUAAUUCCCAUAAGGUCCCAAAAAAACGCAAUGAAUCUAAUCCCCCAGUUUCAAGCGACGCCAAUGAGAAGCCAGCAACGACUACGGAAACAUCUCCAGGUGAAGAAACGACGAGUUCGUCUGACUCGGAAUCCUUAUCUGUAGUGAGCAAAUAAAACUAUAAGCUAUUAUUAACGUACAUAUGAAUUUCAUUAAAAUUAUUGAAUAAACAUCCAAUUUCUUAAAUAUAAGAUAA
Molecule: messenger RNA, 935 nt
Organism: Stomoxys calcitrans (stable fly)
Lineage: Eukaryota; Metazoa; Arthropoda; Insecta; Diptera; Muscidae
Product: splicing regulator SDE2
Exons: 2
Coding region: 85-855 (256 amino acids)
Cellular component (GO): nucleus
Source: RefSeq, a predicted model, not a curated record